Colossoma macropomum (tambaqui) is the source of this 2409-nucleotide messenger RNA. RefSeq names its product DEK proto-oncogene (gene dek). The coding region runs from base 129 to 1445 and encodes 438 amino acids. Gene Ontology annotation, cellular component: nucleus. The record is from RefSeq and is a predicted model, not a curated record. Gene Ontology annotation, biological process: chromatin organization; regulation of double-strand break repair. NCBI's taxonomy places the organism in Eukaryota, Metazoa, Chordata, Actinopteri, Characiformes, Serrasalmidae. Gene Ontology annotation, molecular function: histone binding; DNA binding. The transcript has 11 exons.
CGUGACCGCACGCCCACACUUUUCAAACGCCAUGUUGCGGAGUUUAUCUGAGUCCGAUCACACAGAGAGCGGACAGUCCGCAGCCUCCCACUGAAGAAGCACUGAAGUUUAACCUGUAAACCCCACAAAUGACAGACUCCUUAGAAGUUGAAAUGGAAUCACAAGAGGAUCAAACAAAAGAAGAGGUCCAUGAUGGAUCAAAUAAAGAAGAGCAUGAUGAGUCCUGGAAACAGAAAUCCAAGAGCAGAAUACACCAAGGGGAAAUCAUUGAAGGAAAACGAGAGAAGAAAACAGUCCAAAGACUCGAUAUGCAGGUGCCUAAACCAAAAGAAAAGCCAAAAAUUGAGAGUAUAGGUAAAGGGGACAAACUGGGAGACAUUGCCCGUGUCAAUCAUGCCAUUGGAAGACUCAAAGCCCCACUGCUGAAACCUCUUCACAAGAUUCUUUAUGAUCGCCCAGGAGCUGUUGCUUCGCUACGGAAACACCUUCGAUUAUUUAACGGCUUUCCAUUUGAGAUCGACAGUGACCCUUACAACAAAAAGAGGGAAAAAAUGACCAGGCUCCCCAAAGUGCAACUUAAGACCAUUUGUCAAAUCCUUGAUCUUGAGAGGAGUGGAAAUCAAGCUGUACUGGUUGAUAGGAUCAUGCAAUUUCUCAUAAACCCAACAAAUUCAGGAAAGCCAGUAAUUGUGAAAAAGAAAAGAAAGAAGAAAACUAUGAAGGAUGCGAAACGAGAGAAAUCUGCAUCCAAGAGCAAGCAGAAGCAACCAGAGAGUGGAAAAUCCAGAGCAAUUGUUACUGAUUCAAGUAGUGAUGAUGAGGAGGAUGAUGAAGAUGAGGGAGAAGGUAAAAACAAAGAUGCAGAAACAUCAGACAGUCAGAAACAUGAAGGAAAUGAAAGUAACUCAGAAGUGGAAGAGGAAAUGGAGAAGAGCAUAGGUUCUGAGGACAGCCUAGAAGAAAGCGACGAUGAAGAGACUUUCAAGUCAAAGUCAAAGAAGACCAGUAGUAAAAAGAAAUCCACCCCCAAGAAGGCAGCAAAGAACGCUGAAGACACCUCUGAUCAGUCUGCAUCAGACUCUGCUGAAGACACUGCUCCCAAAAAGACUAUAAAGAAACCAGCUGCACAGAAGAAAGCGCCAGCCAAGCCUCUUCCUAAAACCAAGAAAGCAGACAGCAGUAGCAACAAGAAGAAAAAUAUCGUCAGCAAAAGCAAAGUGCAGAGUGAUAGCUCAGAUGAUGAUGAGCCACUAAUCAAGAUGAUUAAAAAGCCCCCAACAAAUGAACAGUUAAAAGGAGCUAUUAAAGAUCUCCUGAAAGAUGCAAACCUGGAGGAAGUGACAAUGAAGCAGAUUUGCCAAAAAGUUUAUGAUUUGUAUCCUGACUAUGACCUGACAGACAGAAAAGAUUUUAUCAAAGAGACAGUGAAGAGCUUAAUAUCCUAAAGGACGGGAGGGAGACUUCAGUUUUUAUGAAGAACACAGUGCAGAAACACAGAGGAGUGCAUCCGUUUCCUUUUUUCAUGAAAGCAGUUUUUCAUUAUGUCUCUUUUAUUUUGAUACAAAAGUCUCAAAUGACUGCAUUCUUUUUUGUAGUUUUGCAUCUGGGAUACAUGUAUAGUUUUGUGUUCGUACAUGUACUAAUAUGUGUGCAUGUAUAUAGUACAUAGUUUUACAUGUACACUCUCCCCCCAGAAAACGUCCUUAAUUGUUUAAAUGUAUUGUCGACAUGACGACAAAGCUUAUUUUAAAUGCUUGAUUUACAUUGUUUAGUUGCUAGAUUUGUGGUUAUCAGUGUACAGGUGUUCUAACACUCAGUAAUGUUCUCAAAUGGUGUUGAUUGCCAGUUCGUUUUUCAAGUUAUUUAUUGGGUUUCUUGUUUAAACCAUGUGGUCCCACUUUAUUUUGUAUGUGUUUGACUGCGUGAGCACACAUACAGAUGUAUGUGCUUUAUGUAUUUUUUAUUAUUUUUUUUCUCUGCCAUUUUCUUAGCAUAUUUUGAAUACAUUUCAUGGAUAUUGGGUCUCUUGCUCUGCAGACUGCUUUUAUAAAUCUUGAUCUGACUUCUUGCUAUAACUGCCAUGUAAGGUAAUUUGACUUAGAAUUCUCAAAUGAAAUAAUACCAUGUACAUUUUGUAGAUGAUUAUUAUUUUUUACUUUCACUGGUUGGCCAGUUUUUUUCAAAGCAUUCAGUGAAAUAACCUUCUGUUUGCUAAACAUUAUGAGUUUGAGUUUUUGGAUUGCAUCCACUUUCUCAGUUACAUUAUUGUAAAGAAAAGGUAUGUAGAGUUUACACCAAUAGCAGACACUUAAAGAUGUUUCCUAGCUCAGUCAGGAUAUGCACUGUGUUAAAAAAAAAAAAAUAAAUCAUGUAACUGAACCAGAAAAAUAAAUUUUUAUUACCCUUAAA